CUGCGGUAACAUCAUUUCAUAAACAGUCUCGUUUGAAUAGCAGGAGCCUGUUCGCCUUUACUAUAUAAAGCAGCACAGACACUGACCAGCAGAUAUUUGCCGGGUGAGGACUAUGAGGGCAGCAGCCACCUCCAUGCCCAGGUUAGAUAAAAUGCCAGGAAUGUUCUUCCCUGACAAUCCAAAGGAACUGAAAAGAACUGACCACUCUCUUCUAGAGGACAAAAGACAAAAAAGGAGGCCAAAGACUUUUGGAAUGGAUGUGAAAGCAUACUUGAGAUCUAUGAUUCCACAUCUGGAAUCUGGAAUGAAUCCUUCUAAAUCCAAGGACAUACUCUCUGCUAAUGAAGUAAUGCAGUGGUCCCAAUCUUUGGAAAAACUUCUUGCCAACCAAACUGGUCAAGAUGUCUUUGGAAAUUUCCUGAAGUCUGAGUUCAGUGAGGAGAACAUUGAGUUCUGGUUGGCUUGUGAAGACUAUAAAAAAACAGAGUCUGAUCUUUUGCAUUGCAAAGCAGAGAAAAUAUAUAAAGCAUUUGUGCACUCAGAUGCUGCUAAACAAAUCAACAUUGACUUUCGCACUCGAGAAUCUACAGCCAAGAAGAUUAAAGCGCCAACCCCCACGUGUUUUGAUGAAGCACAGAAAGUCAUAUAUACUCUUAUGGAAAAGGACUCCUACCCCAGAUUUCUCAAAUCAAAUAUUUACUUAAAUCUUCUCAAUGACCUUCAGGCUAAUAGUCUAAAGUGACCAGUUCCUGGCUGGAGGGGAUUCCAGAUGGCAUCACUUACAGAGGGACUGUGCCGGAACGACUCCCUUGGGGGAUGGUGUGGCCUUUUUGGGUGACUGGACAGGCCCAGGGGAAUAACAAAUGACUCAGGAUGGAUGAGCAGGACAGUUGUCUGGGUUCAGGGUUGAAGAAACAUGAGCAGGAUAAAACCUGGAUGUGGAAGGAAGAGGAUGCUGUGGUACCAUCGUCAACACAGGGACCCACACACAAGAAAACCCCCUGAACCGAGGUGACCCAGUAACUCCAGUCACACAGAAACUGUGAAUAAAGGUUUUGAAACUGAUUAAAACAUGCUGUACGUUUCAAGAACAAGUUGACAUUGAUGCUGCAUAUUAUAUAGAGACUGUUCUGAGCUGCUGAAAUCUUGAGCUUGGGUGACUCUGAAAAGUAUGUUUUAGACUCACCAUUUGCUGUUAUUGACAGGAUGUUUUUUGGUGUUUUGUUUGGUUGUUUGUGGCUUGAAAGAGAUGAAGAAGAGAACAGUGUAUUUAACUUAAGCUAUUGCUCUUAAAACUGGGAAGCCAGAAUAUAUUUGUAAAUUAAGUUAUCACAGUGUCAAUAAUAAAUAUGAGUUUUGUAUUAAAAAUAUAAAGAAGCAA
Manis javanica (Malayan pangolin) is the source of this 1381-nucleotide messenger RNA. RefSeq names its product regulator of G protein signaling 1 (gene RGS1). NCBI's taxonomy places the organism in Eukaryota, Metazoa, Chordata, Mammalia, Pholidota, Manidae. The record is from RefSeq and is a predicted model, not a curated record.